CACUUUGCCGAAAACUGUUCCUUGAGUUUGUGGAUUGUUGAUCUUUAUUUUCUUAGCCUUUAUUCAAUUAUUUUAGAGUGAUAAUGAGUAAAUAAUGGAAUACAAAGAUAUGAUGAUAUACAAGUAACUCAUGAAAAACGGAGUAGAGUGACUCGAUAACAAUUGGAGAUGUAUAAGUCAUGUAACACGUAAUCAUUUGGAAUAUAACCUCAUUUCUCACCACUAUUCACAGAAAUUUGUAUAAAAAGUCAGUUUUUAAACAAAAAUGAGGAAAUUCAGGCGAGCUCAGGCGGAAAAUCAAGCAGCCAUUCAAAAACAUUUAGUUGCAAAUGAUUUGUUGGAUUCCUCCAGUGAAGAUGAAGAAAAUGGAAACGUGUUAGAUGAAGCCGUAGACAAAGUUUUGUCUCUGUACCAGGUCGAAGGUGGUGAUACACAGAAGACACUUUCGUAUUUAAGCGACGUGUUGCAAUCUGGAGGAGCAAUUUGCCUAAUUUGCAUUUCGUCUGUGAAGAAAACGGAUGCGAUAUGGAACUGCGUUAAGUGCUUUACUUUCAUGCAUUUACCUUGCAUUCAACAUUGGAUACGCGACAGUUUAAGUUACAAACGGGAAAAGGGAAUCACUCCUCAAUGGGCUUGUCCGAAGUGCCGAACCGAUUACCAAGAAAACGAAGUGCCAACCAAGUACCUUUGCUUCUGUGGAAAUUCAGUGGACCCAGCCUACCAACCCUGGUCGAUUCCACACUCCUGUGGCGAAACUUGUGGCAAAUUACUUCAACCAAAUUGCGGACACAAAUGUGUUCUUCUCUGUCAUCCAGGACCCUGCCCUCCUUGUCCAAAAACCAUAUCUGCAAAAUGCUUCUGUGGCAAAGAACCAGCACGUCCUCGUCGUUGCAACGCCAAAGAGUGGAGUUGCGGGAGCAUCUGUGGAAGAAGCUACCAAACCUGCAACCACAGCUGUCAGGAAGAAUGCCACAAAGAAGAUUGUCCUCCAUGUACCGAAAAUGUGCUCGCUUCCUGCAAUUGCAACUCAAAAAGCGAGCCUCGACCUUGCAACCAAUCCACCUGGUUUUGCGACAAACCCUGUGGUCGUCAAUUUCCCUGCAAUGUACAUAUCUGCGAAGGUGUUUGCCACAAACUGGGUGACUGCAAAGGCUGUCCCAUUGAAAAAAACAGAACGUGUCCCUGUGGAAAAAAGAAAUAUGCCGUUUCUUGCAAACAGGAACUUGUUCCGACUUGUGGUGAUACCUGCGGUAAGCUUCUAGACUGUGGUCGCCAUGAUUGCAACAUGAGAUGCCACACGGAAAAAUGUGGACAGUGUCUGGAAAUGGUGAUCAAAACCUGUCGCUGUGGUAGCUUCCAGAAAGAGAUGGCUUGUACGAAAGAAUUCCACUGUAGUAGGAAAUGCACCCAGUGGAGACUUUGCGGAAGACAUUAUUGCAAUAAAAAAUGUUGCGACUGCUUGAUCAAAAAUACGUUCAAUGUCUGCGAGAAACUUUGUGACAACCAGCUGAAUUGUCAGAAGCACAAGUGUGCGGCUCCUUGUCACAGCGGGCCUUGUUAUCCCUGCACUCGAACUGAUGUGAUUCAGUGCAGAUGUGGAAGCAACAAAAUCACAGUUCCCUGUGGAUCUGUUAAGAGAAUCAAGCCUCCGACUUGCAACAAGCGUUGCAAAAUUCCUCCAAUUUGUCAUCAUCCGAAACGAGAGUCGCACAAAUGCCACCAGGGUUAUUGUCCACCUUGCAAGAAAAUUUGUGGAUUGACUCAUAAGAGAUGUGGACAUACUUGUCCUGCGACAUGUCAUACCAAAGUUUGGAUGAAGGUAAAGAUUAAUGGAGUUAAUGCUCAGCCGACUGCACCUUGGGACAUUUGCAGAAAGGAGCAAUGGAAACUGCAGACACUUCCUUGUCCUCCUUGUGAGGUUUCGGUGAUGGUCACUUGUUUAGGAGGACAUGAGACUUUACCCUGGCCUUGUCAUAAAGCGGUUUCUAAUUCCUGUUUGAGAGAAUGUGGCAGAUUGUUGGCUUGUACGAAUCACAACUGUGAGAAGCUUUGUCAUAAAGUGGAUUUGGGAGAAGAUGGGAGUGAAGAGGAUAGGUGUAUGGAGUGUGAGAAGCCCUGUGCUUUUCCUAGACCAGAAGGAUGUACCCAUCCUUGUCUUAAGGCAUGUCAUCCAGCUCCUUGUGCUCCUUGUAAGCAGCUGGUCAGAGUUGGAUGCCAUUGUGGAAUCAAUUUCCUGUAUAAGAGGUGUGCUGAACUCACUUCGGCAACAGAGAAACAAAAGGAGGAAAUGCUCAAGUGUGGGAAUCAGUGUCCGAAAAAUUAUCUCUGUGGUCAUCGCUGUAUCGACAUUUGCCAUCCAGGUCCCUGUUUAAAUGAAGAGUCAUGUAACAAGAAAGUUAAGCUUUUGUGUAAGUGUAAGCGACUUAAAAAGGAUUUUUCAUGUAUUCAGAUUCGCAAGGGUCAAGGCGUCGUCAAAUGUGACGACGUUUGUCGUCAGAAAAAGGAAGAAUUAGAACGUGCUCGCGAGAUCGAAAUAGAGAAAAAAAAUAAGGAGGAGGAACUUCGCAAUCAAAGGGAAAUAGAAAUGUUUGAAAAGAAAUUCAAACCUCGUCGUAAAAUCAAAGAUAAAUCGCACAACAACAAUAAAUCAAAAUCCGGUUCGAAAAACUGGAUAAAAUAUUCGUUAAUUGCCAUAAUUUUGGCGAUUGUAGCUUUUGCAAUAACAUAUUACAAUACUUAUGUUUAAAUUCUGAUCUGAUCAUUUUUACUUACUGAUUUCAAUGAUGAAACUACCUUUCUCAGAAGCAAAGUACAUGUAAAACAAUUAUUUCCAAGCAGAUAAUUUUUAAUUCCGUUGUGCUUUCUGAUAUUUUGAAACAGAUUUUUUUAAGACUGUGAUACUUCCCAUUGCUUAUAAGCAUUAGGUUAUCCAUUUUUCAUGCCAACUUUAGUUGCUAUGGGUGAUAAAACAUUGUAAAUAUAAAUAUUAAUAUAAUAUCACAGACCCUUGUAAAGGGUAGAAUUUGGGUGUAAAUCACGUUUUGAAUAUAUUUAGCACAAUUAUAAAUAUAUUUUUCUUAGUCUCGUACAAAGUCUUGAGUUAAAAAUUAAUUUCUAGUUUUUCUUCUUGAGAGUGUUCUUACAAACAGUCGUACAGUAAAAUAUAUUGAGAAAAACUCCAGCUGCGAUGAUAGUUAUUGUCAGCAUCAGAAUUAUGUACUCGACCCUGUUUUCAAAUGGCGUUCCGCAAAUCGUGUAAUAUUCUCCGAUUUUUCCAGACGGUUUUCCAUUCGGAAGACAAGAAAAAUUGAAGUAAGAUUCAUCGUAAUCAGUUACACAAAGAUAUUUUCUUUUGUACAAUGUUUGUCCAAAGGCAGUUUUUAUCGCCACUUUUUCCUCGCAUGGUCCAAUCGGUUCGUGUAAUCCUAUCGAUACUUCGGAACUUGGAUCCCCAAUUAGAGCCAUUCCUAAAUUAUUUGAAAUUUUUUUAGAGUUAUUGACUUUAAAUUCAAUUUAAUCCUGAGUAUUUGUGUAAACUCACCAAAGAAUAUUAAAUAGUAAAUGACUAAGUAGUUCAGAAGCAAAUAAUCUUUUAAACUCCUUGUGUGUUGAGGUAAUGUUUUUAAACUUAAGAUGCCUCUUAAUAUCAAGGCAACAAAUGCAGCCAGUAGGAGAUAAAAAGUUACUUCCGAAUGCAAAUUGUAUAUGUCGUGCAAAAGGUGGUAGUUUGGUAUAAAGAGUAUCACACCAGUGGGCAUUCCCAAAAGCGAGGCUAAUAGAGUGCAGAGUGAUUCUUUUAAAAACCUACGAGUGAUAAAGGCAAUUAUUUUCGUAGAGGCUCGUUUUAUUACAAGUCGUAGAAAUCGUCCCAUUAAAAAACUAUUUUUAGGCGAAACAUUUUUUAAUAACCACUUUAAAAUCUUGACCUUUCUCUUAUUUUUCUUAAAUUACAAAUUUCUUAACGGAUUCCAGUAUUUAAAAUAUAGUCAUAAAUUAAUCAAUAUUUUUCUGUAUUUUAAGACUUGUUCCGAUAUUCCAAGAGUAAAAAUAGUUUGUUCAGUACAAUAAUUUGAGACUGAUAAAUUAAUAUUUACGAUCCAGGCAUCCAUCUAUCCUUGCUUGAAAUUAAAAAUCGUCUGACGAAAUGAAACCAGAAAAUAAAAGCCGCAGCAAAAGUGGCAUGGAAGUAAAAAGAAUUCCAUGGUAUGUGAUAAUGCCGAUCGAAAAUAUUAGGAUCGGUAUCAUGCCACGUCCAAUGCACAAAUUUAACAGCCAUCAAAUCGUAAGGAUAAUCUAUUAAAACCACGAUUAAUCCAACAGCAAAAGGUUCACUCCAGGUUGGCAGUCUGAGUUUAUCGACAAAAAUCGCUGCGGUGUAGAUAAAUACAACAUCUAAAAAAUUCAGUACAGAUUUUAAUGAUUUUUUUAAGUGAGGAAUUUUUUAGAUUAGAAAUUUUGUAAUUCAGAAAUUUAGUAGAUCAGCAUCAGAAAUGUUCUAAACUAGAAGUAAAUAUAAAAGGGAAAAUAUAGGGCGGCAAAAAAAGAAAUAAUUCAUCGAUUAAAAUGUGCCUACAAACAAAUAUUAUGUGAAGUGGCAGACGACGUCCUAGGAAAAUAAUAGAGGUUUGUGAAUGCCAGAAACUGUCUAUAUCAGGAAGAUUGUAGCUCACGAUUUCUACAACUAAUCCGUGGCAAAUUAUCCCAAUCCAUAAGUGGGCAAAUCGACCUCCAGAUUUCAGAGCUGAAAACAAUGUUACGCGUGUAUUUUGUAUUUAGAGAGAUUGACCAAUGUUUGUGAAACUUGUGUGUAAUUGCAGUGUUUUUAGACUUUUUAGACUUUGAGAGUGUAGAUUUUAGACAGUCCAGAAAAAAUUAUAUCAAGUUGAGACCUCUUCCAAACUUUCUUUGCAUGAAACAAGUAUUAUUGUGUAUUAAUUGGGGUGGUUUUAAAUUUAAAUAGCGAAAAAUGUACACGUUGUCCAAUUUUUAAAUAAAUUUUUUUUCAAACUUGGACACUUUAAAUUGAUAGUUUUUUUUCUCAAAUGUAACUUUUUAAUGUCAGAAAUAUUUCACAAAGUGGGAAAAAUUUGAAGAGAGUGGAAUAAUAUUUUUUGGACUCUUAUAGUUUGUAUUACCAUGAUAAAAAGUGAGGAGACCGCCAACGAGAAAUAAUGUAGACACAAUUAGAUGUGUAGGUUGUGCUCUCCAUAGAGUGUGUACGUCAUUGUAAGCCACAAACCAGUCCCAAAACUUUAUAAAAAAAAGAAAUAAAAAAGUCAGAUAAUAUAAGGCAAAUUUAUUAAAUUUA
Belonocnema kinseyi is the source of this 5308-nucleotide messenger RNA. RefSeq names its product NF-X1-type zinc finger protein NFXL1. Gene Ontology annotation, molecular function: zinc ion binding; DNA-binding transcription factor activity, RNA polymerase II-specific; RNA polymerase II transcription regulatory region sequence-specific DNA binding. The transcript has 5 exons. Lineage: Eukaryota; Metazoa; Arthropoda; Insecta; Hymenoptera; Cynipidae. The record is from RefSeq and is a predicted model, not a curated record. Gene Ontology annotation, biological process: regulation of DNA-templated transcription. The coding region runs from base 266 to 2746 and encodes 826 amino acids. Gene Ontology annotation, cellular component: nucleus.